GUUCUGGUUCUUUGUGCGGAUUAGUGCGGUGCGUUCAGUUUUAAUUCGGAGUUAAAUUCAACGCGAAUUACAUUUUUGCUAUAAAAUUAAAGUGAAGUGAAUGUUGUGCAAAUUUCUUUUGGAUUCUGCUAACAUCAAAGUCGAUUUGCAUCAAGUUGUGACCGGCAAGUCUGCAUCGUGAUAUUGUGGGAAACAAAUUCUGAAAGCUAUAAAGCCAUUACGCUUAGCAUGGUAGGCUGUCGGCAUUAUGAACGGAAAACCAAAAUUUUCGAAACUUCGUCUUCCUGCUUCCAAGAGAAAUAAAAACGGUUCUACGUCACAAAUAUCACAAUUUUUCUCAAAUUCGCAUCAAAUCGAAAGUUCUACAUUUAAUGAUGAUUCCAAAGACUGUUCUGACCUAGACCCAAAUUCAAAUAGCUCCGUGGAUCGAGGUGAUCACAAAUUUAUAUCGAUGCCUGAUCCUGAUCCAGCUGAUUCUCCAUCCGAUUCGCACGUAAAGCCAUCGUUCUCAUCAUUUGAGGCUCUCAACCCUGCAAAGUUACGACGCUUAGAUCAUGAUAAGUCUGGAAAUCGCAAUACAAUCAAAGAAUUUUUCACAAGUCAGGCAAACGAAAGUGAUUUUGAGAGUACCCAAAAAGUGGUUAAGAAGGCAACUACUUUGAAGUCAACAAAACAACGAACUAGAUCAAAUACUUCGAAAAAGCAACCAAAGAUCAAGAAUGCCCUCUUUAAGAGGGAACAAAUGUUGUCGAGCUUUAUUGUUGAACAAAGCAAAGCAGAGGAUGUUGAUCCAAAUGAAAUGCAAAUGGCACUAGCUUUGUCUAGAUCCGAAGUUGAAACUUGUAGAAUAGAAAAUGAGGAUAGCAACGGAAGUUCGAAUAGUGCAGAGGUGAUUCGAGAAAAGCUCCAGGAGUUCGGAUAUCGAGUAGCGCAAUCGAAUAAAGGUAAAUCAUUUUUCGUAGCGCCCAAAGCCCGUGGGAAAUGGGCAAACAAGUUUACGUCGUUGACUUUACGAGAUCCUGAACAUCAGCAAAGGAAGGUUAACGAGAAAGUAGAACGUUUCCUUAAUUCUCAAUACACAACAAUUGGUAGCGGCGAAAAUACAUCCAAAGGGCAGUUUGCAAUUUCUAGUAGUUUAUUAUCUGAUAUGAAAUCAGACAAAGUGGCAAUAUCCCUCUAUCAUGGGGAUUAUGAACAUAGCGAGAUAACAAAGUUCUAUGUAUCCAAUAUCUGUGAACCAAGUGGGAAUAAAAUCGGCAAUUUGUUGAAGAAUUUUCGAGCUAUUCCCGGUCGAGAUCUUUCACCAAGAAAGAAAGAUUUAGCCGGAAAAAGUGGGACUGAAGUUGUAAAUCAAGCCAAAAACCAGUCGGGUUGUGAAGAGAACAAAAAUUGUGAUAUUUCCGAAAAAUUGGAUGAGUCUCCAAUUGAAUCAAAUAGCGAAAGCAAUCGUGAAAACAACAACCAAAACAUAGAGCUGGAUCCGCCCCUAGUCGAGCCGAAUAGAAAUUGUGGUCGCGAAAAGAGCGAUCAAAACUUUUUCCGGGAAGCAUCACCCGAUCUCUUCCUAGAUGAAGAAGAUGAGGUUUGUGUGGAAUCAACAUCUGUGGAACAAUCAACAGAUCCCAAGGAAGUGUGUUAUAAGGAAGCAGUUGUCGAGAAGCAGGAUAGCAAAAAUUCAAAUUCUGUGCCUAGUGCGGAUGAGAGAAUUCAACCAACUGUAACUGAAAGCAAUCAGUGUCCGGAAAUCGUAUCUCUUUCGAGUGAGAGUAAUAGCAAUGAUAUCAUGACCUGUGAGAAAUUUUCAAGUGACGAAGUGAGGACUGUUGAUCGGUCAGGCAUUUGGAACCAGGAUUUAAAUUAUACCCUACAAAACCUUAGAGAAGUGGAAAACGGCAACAAGGUUAACAUAUCACAAGAUGAUUUCAUUGACUUAACGCAAGUAAAUAUUGAUCCAGACAAACACACAGAAUUGUCUGAUCAAGAGGGACAGCUACAAGUAAGUGUUAGCUUACAACAACACCAAGAUGAUACCGAAGAUAAUGCAUCGUGCGAUUCAGACAAAAUUAUCGAAGCAAGCCAGGAGAACUUUAUCGAUCUCACGCAAGGUGAUAUUGACCCAGACAUGAUAUCAGCGUCUGAUUGCGAAGAACCAUUGCCGCAUUCUUCACAAAAAAGCAUAACUUUCAAUGACGAGGAAAACCUUUCCCAAAACAGCACGUCUAGUAUAAUUGUUUUAUCAGAUGAUGAAGUGAAUUAUUCGAUAAAAGUAGCCAAAGGGUUCGAUGUAAGUGCAAAUACUACAGACACUUCUGAAGGCACAAAUAUUACAAUGAAUGAAAUAGAUGAAUCCAGUGCAUCUAGUAAACGCCAUUCAACUGAUGCAUGUGAUAUUUAUAGUGUUUUUUCUGAUAUGAGAUAUGAAAGUCUUAAUGGGCAGCUCGGAAAUAAUGAGGAUAAUAAUGAAAGUGUCCAAAAGUGCAAUAACCUAUCAACAAAUUUUUGUGAUGACAAUUCAGAUGCUUUGAACUAUUCUUUAGCACAUGAAAUAAUGUCUCAUUCGUUCCAAGAAGAAUUUGAGAAGUUAAAUCCAGUCGCUGCGGAUGGCGAACAGGAAGUACAGCUCCCUCGUGUAACAACUGAAGAAAUAGUAUGUUUGGAUCUAACCGAGCCAACCCCUCCAGACCAAGAUACUAUCACACCACAUUGCAGCAGAUAUGAUGGAAACGCAAGCGUUAAUUCGUCUAGAAACUUUGGCAAAACGCAUUCGGACUCGUUUCUUCUCCCUAAAAACAAAACCCCUUCUGCAUUGAAACGGUUUUCAAGUAGUAAAAAGUUUGACGAAUUCAUAAAUAAUGACUGCUACAAUGAUGACAAUUAUUUUGAUGAAGAUGAGUUCGAUAGGUUAGUGAAUGCAGAACAACAAUACGCUAAAAGAGCACAUCAACCAAAAGAUUUAAACACACUUUUAACUGGUGCUAUGAAAAGUCCUAAUGAUUCCUUCGAAGAAAUCACCAUUGAUGAUAAGAUAUACCUGGUUAAAACGCAAAACAUGAAGCCUAAACCAGACUAUCAAAGAAUGGACUCACCAACAAGAUUGAAGGAGUUGUACAAAUUUGGUUUGAAACCGUUGAAGAGGAAGCAAGCUAUUGUUAUGUUGGAAUAUAUUUACAAUCAGACGCAUCCUUAUCUUGUCGAGGAUAAUGAAGAUGAUGAGAUCGAAAUUAAUGUCCAUGGUUCCGAUGAGGAAGAUUCAAAUAAGCAUGAUGUUGAUGAUUUUGAAGGAUUAGGAACACAAGUUGCCUUAGAAAAGUUGAAUAAAUAUAAUUUAAAAGACUGUAAUGGGGCAUGCUUAGUUGCUGAAGAUGGGCUCCGACCAGAAACUGAUAACGAGGAGUACAUCUUUCAAACAAAUGUCAGAUCAAAGAUUUGUACAGCCCUUCUACCGUUUCACAUUGCAUGGUUCAAUUUAGUAAAGUCAAGUCAAAAACUACGCGAAGCUAUUUUAUAUUACGAACCCAUUGAUUUACAAGAAAUUUAUAUAUUUUUUAAAAGUAUAGGAUAUCGUUACGAUCCAAAGGAUUUAAAACGAUUUUUUGAUGGUCGCAGUAUUAUUUUUCAAUACGAUCUCAAAAAGGAAGUUGCAAAUCGACAUAUUCGAAAACCACGCAGGAAAAAUCGGUAAAAUCUUUCAUUAUUGUUUGGUUCUGGGAUUAUUUUUAUGGUUAUUAUCGGAGAAACCUUGUUUUAUAUAUAAGAUAUUUUAAAGGAUAGAUAGAUAAGGUUUGAAAAAUAUUAUGCAGUCGAAAUGGGACAAAAUUUAAAUAGGUGCGAUCCUGCGGACUGUUAGAAAGAGAUGAUGAUUUUAGUUGCUAAUCUAAAUAUUCAGAUAUGGUUGGUUAAUUUCAAAUGUAUACAAAGUUUUUACUAGUUAAUUAGGAUUUCGCUUAUACACAAGGCGCAGUGCAACAAUUAAAUUCAAUUCAACUCUCUUUAAUUGAUCAUAGAAUUCAGAACUUUACACAGAAGUGCGCAAACUUUGAACUAAAUAUUUUUUAAAAGCUGUAUGGAUCGUGUAAGAAAAGUUACUAUAAGCCAUUUUGAAUAUCUAAAUUUUUUACCGUGUGUCGAAUAACAAUAGCUGGUGAAUAUUAGAUUUAUGAAUUUGGGUCGAUGAUCGGCACGAUAUCUGAUAUAUCGGUCCAAGGUUGCGUAUUUGGUUUUUAAGUUGCGGCGAACACCAUGUCUAUAAAGUUUAUAAACCACGAAUCUAGCUUAAUUAAUCUACUCAAAGUGCCGGAAUAAAUAUAACCCUCAACAUGCUUAGCCUAGCUUAAUCGACCCAGCCAAAUGGGUAACAGUUUGGUGCAUCCAAU
Messenger RNA from Hermetia illucens (black soldier fly), 4373 nucleotides. RefSeq names its product structure-specific endonuclease subunit SLX4 (gene mus312). Bases 248 to 3682 code for a protein of 1144 amino acids. Gene Ontology annotation, cellular component: Slx1-Slx4 complex; nucleus. NCBI's taxonomy places the organism in Eukaryota, Metazoa, Arthropoda, Insecta, Diptera, Stratiomyidae. Gene Ontology annotation, biological process: DNA replication; interstrand cross-link repair; meiotic DNA double-strand break processing. The transcript is spliced from 9 exons. The record is from RefSeq and is a predicted model, not a curated record. Gene Ontology annotation, molecular function: enzyme binding.